Sipha flava (yellow sugarcane aphid) is the source of this 1205-nucleotide messenger RNA. RefSeq names its product fatty acyl-CoA reductase wat-like. Gene Ontology annotation, molecular function: alcohol-forming very long-chain fatty acyl-CoA reductase (NADP+) activity. The record is from RefSeq and is a predicted model, not a curated record. Lineage: Eukaryota; Metazoa; Arthropoda; Insecta; Hemiptera; Aphididae. The transcript is spliced from 6 exons. Gene Ontology annotation, cellular component: peroxisome. Gene Ontology annotation, biological process: long-chain fatty-acyl-CoA metabolic process. The annotation marks the transcript as partial.
AUGAUUAGUUCCGAUAAAUUACCAUCAAAUAUUGUAGGGAGCUGGCCAAACACGUAUACAUUUACGAAAUCAAUCGUUGAGAAUUCGAUAGCCACAAAUUAUGGGCACUUGCCAAUCUCAAUAUUUCGUCCAUCGAUAAUUGGAUGCUCAGCAUCCGAACCGGAACCUGGAUGGACGGAUAAUAAGAAUGGAGCGACUGGUAUGCUAACUUCACUGAUUACCGGAAUCUUAAGAAUUCUCAAAAUCGACACAAGCAAAAUAACCGAUAUAAUCCCAGUCGAUUACACCGCCAACGCGUUGAUCAGUGUUAUGUGGGAUACAGUUAAACGAUAUCAAGAUCCGAAUGCGUUUAACCAGGAACCAAAAAUAUAUAACUACGUUUCUAGUCCUGAUAGUUCAUUGACCUGUAACAUGUUACUGAAUGGUUUCGCUGAAGCAUACGAACGGCACCCUCCGUUGAUUUCAAUGUGGUAUAACAUGUGUAUUUACUCCAAUAACUUUUGGAUGAAUAUGAUUUUAAGAUUUUUGUUGCAUCGGAUACCAGCAGCGUUAAUUGAUAUUUAUCUAAUGAUUUGUGGCAAAAAACCAAGAUGGCUGUCAUUUUAUAAAAAAUUGGAAUAUUUGGUUGACAUCCUUAAUGUGUUUUUGACGAGAGAAUGGAAAUUUGACAACAGUAAUACAAGAAAACUGUGGUCAUCAUUAAGUACAGAUGACCGCAAAACAUUUUAUUUCAGUUUCGAAGGAUUUAAUUGGAAUUCUUAUAUAACAAGUUAUUUUUAUGGGAUAAGAAAGCACAUAUUAAAAGAAGACUUAAACAAUAAUAAAAUGGCAUUAGCUAGAAAUAGAAGACUUUUCUGGUUCCAUCAUUUGACUAUUGUUCUUAUUAUUUGUUUUGUUUUCCAAAUAUGCCGGAUUUUAAUGAAACUAUAAUUUUCAAGAAAAUAUCAUUCAUGAAUACCAACUUAUCGAAUUAUUGUUAUUUGUGGGUGAUGGAGGUUUACUCCGUAGUGGAGAUACCCGAGAGCUAUGUUCUUGUAUCGUUUCGUCACAGACGUCAUAACAUAUUGUAUAUCAAUAUAUAAUACAUAGUUAUUAUCAUAAUUAAAAUUGUAUUAUGUACACACAAAACAAAAUUGCCUAAAUAAUAGUGAUGAAUUGCUAUUUCAUUAUAGAUUAUUAGUUUAAUUAUUUAACCUUUUAUACAG